AUGAAAAGGUGGUUAAUACCAUCGUAUUUUGUGAUCUUUUCCCUCUUCUUUACCUAUAAUUCUUCUGCUCUAACAUUACCGUUUUGCCCUCAUGACCAAAGUGCUGCCUUAAUCCAAUUCAACAGCUCCUUUUCCAUUGAUUGUUCCGGUUUUAGGCAACCAUCUAUAUCCAGGGCUAAGACAAUCUCCUGGGAGGAAGGAACAAACUGUUGCUUGUGGGAUGGGGUUAAGUGUGAUACUGAAACAGGGAAUGUGAUUGCCCUUGAUCUUAGUUUCAGCUGCCUUUUUGGCCCUUUCCCCUCUAACAACACCCUCUUCCUACUCCGCCAUCUCCGUCAGCUUAACCUUGCCGGGAAUGAUUUCAGAUUCUCCCCAAUGGCAUCCCAGUUUGGUCAAUUGACUAGUUUGACCCAUCUAAACAUCUCCUGGUCGAGCUUUAUUGGUAAAGUUCCACCUGAAAUCUCUCGCCUUUCUAAACUAUUAUCCCUUGAUUUAUCCAUGUCUGGUUUGAUGUUUGAAGGGCAUGUCUUUGAAAAUAUGGUCGCAAACUUGACACAACUAAGACACCUUCUCCUCUCAGAAGUCAAUAUGUCUCAAGUUGUUCCUACUUCUUUCCUUAACAUGUCUUCUUACAUACAAACUCUUGUCCUCGAGAAUAAUUACGAACUGCACGGAAAGUUCCCUGAAGAUGUUUUCCGCUUUCCUUACUUACAAAAGUUCCGUGUUUCUAGUAAUUUUCUUGAACUUAAGUUCCCAAAGACUAAUUGGAGUGCUCCCCUCAAGUCACUGCAAGUAACGUUGUCAUAUUUGGAGGAACUGCCUGAUUCAAUUGGUGACCUUACAUCUCUGGAGAUAUUGGAUCUUCCUGUUAAUCAUUUAGGAGGGCCAAUUCCAGCAUCUCUUGGCAACCUCACCCAACUAAAGUAUUUAGAUCUUUCCGAUAAUAACCUUAGUGGUGUUUUGCCAGUUUCAGCUUUUAACCUUAGACAAGUUCAAUUUGUAGAUUUUUCAGGAAACAAGUUGGCUGGUUCCUUUCCUUCUCAAGUAAGUGAACUUUCACAACUUAGUAUUCUAGACCUUGAUCGCAACUUUCUCAGUGGCAGGGUACCGUCCUGGUUGUUUUCUCUUCCAUCUUUAGUUUUGUUGAGGCUCAGUAAUAACAAGCUUACUGGUCCAAUUGACCAAUUUGACAAGGUUACUCCAUUGGAGGAGGCUUAUUUGCAGAACAAUGAGAUAGAGGGUCCAGUUCCUGGUUCUAUUGCCCUACUUGUGAACCUUAUUUAUCUUGAUCUUUCCUCCAAUAAGUUGAGUGGGAAUUUUGACUUGGACAAACUAUCAAAGCUCAAAAAACUUGAGUCUCUUACUCUCUCAAAUAACGCUUUGCUAUCAUUUACCAGUGAAAGCAAGGCCAAUUACUCCUUGCCUAAUCUUUUGUCACUAAACCUCUCUUCUUGUGACAUCAUUGAUUUUCCAGAUUUUGUAAGGAAUCUAGAAGGUUUGAGAGAGUUAGACCUUUCGAACAAUCGAAUCCAUGUCAUUGAAGCAAAUAUGUUUGUGAAGCUUAAAGAACUUCAAAGACUGGAUCUGUCACACAACAGCCUGCUAUCCCUGAGCAACAGUGGCAACCUUAGUCUUUUCUUGCCAAAUCUUGGUUACUUGUCAUUGUCAUCAUGUAAUCUAACUGCAUUUGCAAAUUUCUUGACAAUACAAGAGAGUUUGCGAGAGUUAUACCUUUCGAACAACAGCAUUCAAGGCCAAAUUACCAAACAAGAAAGAACUUGGGGAAGCAACCUAGUGAUUCUUGAUCUUUCUAACAAUUUGUUGACAGUUGUAGAAUAUUAUCCAUGGAGGAAUAUAAAAGUUCUUAGGCUUGACUCCAACCUGCUAGAAGGGCCACUUCUAGUACCACCGCCUUCCAUAUCUGUUUUCUCCAUCUCAAACAACAAAUUAACGGGAGAAGUUCCAUAUUCGAUUUGCGAAUUCGGCACAGAAAUUGAUGCAGCUCUCGACUUGUCUCAUAACAACUUGAGUGGAGUAAUUCCAAAAUGUGCAGGCUUGGCAAAUAUUGCUUACCUGGAUUUGCAUGCGAAUAAUUUUCAUGGAAACAUCCCUGAUUUUUGUGUUAAUGAAAACAAUAUGUUAAGUACACUUAAUCUCAACGACAAUGAUUUUGAUGGGCCAUUACCUAAAUCCUUGGCCAACUGUCUUCUUUUGGAAGUGUUGAUUCUUGGAAACAACAAGAUAAAUGACACAUUUCCCUAUUCGUUGGGAAAUCUUCCUUCGCUUCAAGUGCUUGUCUUGCGCUCCAACAAUUUCCAUGGUCAAGUAACCAAUCCAGACAACCAAUCUUAUUUCUCAAAUCUGCGAAUCUUAGACCUCUCCCAUAAUAAUUUCUCUGGUUAUCUGCCAACAAAUUUCUUCAAGAGUCUUGAAGGUAUGAUGGGUUUGGCCGAUGUUGAUAUGGCUUAUAUGGGAGAUCGUUUUCAAUAUUACACAGAUUCCAUGGUUCUCACAAUGAAAGGUGAGGACAUUGUGCUAGAGAGAAUUCUAACUAUUUUUGCAGCCAUCGAUAUGUCAAGCAACAAAUUCGAAGGAACAAUUCCAGAAACAGUUGGAAACCUUAUUUCUCUCCAGGUGCUCAACUUUUCUCACAACCACUUAACCGGUCAUAUUCCUUCCUCAUUGGGGAAUUUGGUAGCACUUGAGUCGCUAGAUCUUUCUUGCAACGAGCUUGUUGGGGAGAUUCCUUCGGAGUUGACUGGUUUGAAUUUUCUUGAAGUGUUAAACCUGUCAGAGAACCAGCUCGUUGGGCUCAUACCUCAGGGAAAACAAUUCAACACCUUUCUCAACGAUUCCUACGCAGGCAAUAUAGGACUGUGUGGGUUUCCCGUUUCAAAAAGCUGCGGCCGUAGUGAACCACCACCAGCAAUUUUUGAUGAAGAGGAAGUUGAUUCUGCAUUUGGAUUGGAUUGGAAAUUUGUAAUGAUGGGUUAUGGGUGUGGAUUGGUUUUUGGAUUUUCAGCUGGUUACAUCAUGAUGACAAUUCGGAAACCAAAAUGGCUUGUUGUGAUGAUUCAACGCGCAGGCAACAGAGUUCUUAGGAGAUUCAAGAAAUAUCGUUGA
This is a messenger RNA of Gossypium raimondii (Peruvian cotton), 3123 nucleotides long. RefSeq names its product receptor-like protein 19. The record is from RefSeq and is a predicted model, not a curated record. Lineage: Eukaryota; Viridiplantae; Streptophyta; Magnoliopsida; Malvales; Malvaceae. Gene Ontology annotation, molecular function: protein binding. The transcript has a single exon. Bases 1 to 3123 code for a protein of 1040 amino acids.